AUGAUGAAAGAGACUGAUUGUCCAACAUGCAAAUUUCCAAGUAUCCAAACUCGAGAUCGUCUCAAUGAAGUCUGCCAAUUCAUCGUUCCUCGCCAAUCCAACACCAUGAUUGUCCCAAAUUACGGACAAGUUCCAGUUCUCAAAGGAGAUCUCUCUUGGUUGUCUCCAGAAGUUUAUAUUUUUCUGAAUGAAUGCGUUCAACUCAUGACUCCAUCUGCAAUUCGUAUUUGUAAUGGAAGUGUUUUCGAAGCACAAGAACUUCGUGAUGCCAUUGCCAACGAAUUUGGGAGUGAAGAGUUGAAAACAUUGGAUCGUCUUCAUAUGAAAAUCUCCGAUGUUGGAUUUGAUGAUGUCCACGUCGUCACAAAAGAUCGAAUGGAUGCUGAUCCCGGGAAUCCAGUCAACCCAAGUCCAGGCGCAUUGUCGAAUUCCAGUUCAGGCGAAAAUUCUGAAAAUGUCCGUUUGAGUUCUCAUUAUAUGACAACGAAACUUUUCGAUUUUUCAAAAGAGAAAAGAUUUAACGGAUGCAUGAAUGGAAGAACUAUGUAUCUGGUGCCUUUCUCGAUGGGAUGGAUUGGAAGUCGUCAUGCGGUUGUAGGGGUUCAGAUCACUGAUGAUCCAGUAUUGGUUCUGAAUUUGAGAACCACUUUUAGAGUGUUGUCAAGUGUAUGGGAUUGCAUUGCUGCUACCACCAACUUCUUGAGAAGCGUCCACUCAAUUGGAAUGCCCCGACCAAUAAUUCGUCGUAUCGUAACCCCUCCCCCAACUGAGACUCCAAUCGGAAGUUUUAUUGUUCUGAAACAUGAUGAUCAACAGAUUUGGUCUCAUGGAUAUACAUUCGGAAGAACUCCAAGAUUUGGAAAAACUUUCUCAAUUCAUGCUGCUUCAUGGCUUGGAACAAAGAAAGGAUGGCUAGCGGAGAACGCUUCGAUUUUGGCUAUCACCAACUCGAAAAACGAGACAAUCAAUGUGUGCUACAGUGGCCUAAUGAGUGUUACAAGCCUUCAAUUGCCAGCUGGACAGUCUGCGGGAUGGAAGGUUGAAGUACUCAGCGAGAAAACCGUAUGGAUCCAUUGGCACAAUGGAAAAAUGUAUGCAUUGUGUCCAGAAAAUGAUGAAAUGGACGACAUGGGCUCUCCGAAAAAUCUCUCGAACUUGCUCACUGGAGCCACUUCCGACUAUCAAAUCCAAAGUUUCAAUCCGCAAAAAACCAAGUGGUCAACAGAUGUUGGUGUUCCGAUCUCUGCCUACAUAUUUGCAAAUCGUCGUCAUGAUCAAUAUCCACUGAUUCUUGAGGCUAAUUCAUGGGAAGAAGGCGUCUGUUUGGCAGCUGGAAUGCGUGUCAGUGUUCCGAAAACAAAAACUGAUUCAUCGGAAAAUACGACUGACUCGAACAAACGUUACAAUCUGAUUGAAUGCCCAAUGCUCCGUGCCGAUCCAAUCAAUUUUAGUUUUGCAAAAUAUGUUAAUCAUUGGUUGGAGAUGGGAAUCGGAGUCAAAUCUCCGUCUGACAGUUCGGAUACUUACGAAGCACCACUACCGCCACCGAUAUUCUUUACUAAUUUAUAUCAGGAGACGGAUGGAAAAGUGAUUUGGCCAGGAGGUGUGGAUAACAUGAAGAUAUUUGAAUACAUCUACGGAAGAUGCACAAACCCAAUGGAAACUUCGAAUACAACUCCAUCAGGAAUUGGAAAAGUUCCGAAAUCUCUAGAGCUCAGUGCACUGGUUAAUCUGCCACCGCUUCUACAAGUCGACAUUCGAUUCUGGCUAACUGAACUCAUGAAAUUUCGCACUUUUUUCAAUAUUCAAAUGGAGUGUUGUCUUCCACCACAACUAGACAAAGUGCUCACUGAUUUGGCCGGCAAUAUUUGA
Messenger RNA from Caenorhabditis remanei, 1872 nucleotides. RefSeq lists its product as uncharacterized. The record is from RefSeq and is a predicted model, not a curated record. Gene Ontology annotation, cellular component: cytosol. The coding region runs from base 1 to 1872 and encodes 623 amino acids. The transcript is spliced from 7 exons. NCBI's taxonomy places the organism in Eukaryota, Metazoa, Nematoda, Chromadorea, Rhabditida, Rhabditidae. Gene Ontology annotation, molecular function: manganese ion binding; phosphoenolpyruvate carboxykinase (GTP) activity; GTP binding. Gene Ontology annotation, biological process: cellular response to insulin stimulus; gluconeogenesis; propionate catabolic process.